GGGCGGGGCAGCCACGCCCACUACGUAAACGUGCGUGUGUUAGCAGCAGUAUGGACAUGACAAACUCUGACUCAUGUGCUACUCGCUUUUUCCAAGCACGUCACGGGGUUUGGGAUAACCUGAUUUUCUUGCCUCUUUGACCCAAACACCGCCGUGUCUCUUUCCCUGGACAUACACGAGCCGUUCGGUGUCGUUCCGCGGAGGCUCGAGGAGAAGGUCUGGAUCUGGGCCAAGCGGAGCAACGCGUCUCGAGACGUUCGGUUAUUCUGGGGGAGAUUUGGCGUGACUCCGUUUUGCACGUGCUGUCGCACGCCUCGCGGGCGCGGUCGUUCACCUGCGCCGGGCGACGUGCUGUCGUCGUCCUCCCUUGUCCAAUAAAAAAGGAGCAGGACGCACACUUCCGGCCAGGGCUCGGGCAGGCACGCACCGCGCGCGCAGUCUCUCCCGGACCUUUGGGUCGCUGCUUCUGUAGAGACGCUUCCAGCGCGAGGAGCUCCGGUUGCGACGGCGCGUGAGGAGAGGCUCCGCACGGGACGGAGCUGUCGGCCUCUCUGCGCUCGUGGCGCGUUGACGAAGGCGAGCCCGUGAGGAAAAUCCGCGCUUUCUCAAGAUGCGACAACAAAAGGGAUUCUUGCUUUUUGUUCUGGUGCUGGAACUUGCCGUGCUGUGUGAGAGCAGAUUGGUGACCGUGCCAGAUGGUCCAUUGGUGCGUGUUGAGGGCCAGUCUGUGUCCAUUCGCUGUAACGUUUCGGACUAUCAGGGGCCCAGAGACCAGGACUUUGAGUGGUCCCUGAUUACCGGUGAUGGAGGUCAAGACAUCCAGCUGGUCUCCACCUUCGACCCCAUGUACACGCACACCUCAGUGCUGGACCGGGUCGAAAGUGGCGACAUCAGUCUUAAGAAACUGGGCGAAGCUUCGGUGGAGCUGACCAUCAGAAAUGUCAGGGCCUCGGACAGCACCACCUACCGCUGUAGCACCCCCAGCACGGACUCUGUCAUCAGUGGAAACUACUAUGCGGAUGUGGAGCUCAGAGUGAUCGGAGACACGCUGAAAGUCAGUCCUGCCAUUCCUAGCGCCGCUGUCUUGGAGGGCCAGUCUGUGCAGCUUCACUGCAACGCCAGCCGGGCCUACACGGCACACACCUUCCUGUCCAUCACCUGGUCCGUUAGAAAGGGGACCGGCUCGCCGGAGGACAUCCUGACGUUCGGCCCGGACGAGGCGGUGCGGGUGGGCCCAGCCUUCACCGAGCGUUACGCGGAUGGUGGCCUCCUCUUGGACCUGCGUGGGGGGGGCGUUUACAGGAUGGAGCUGAAGGAGGCGCUGGCACUGGAUCAGGGCGCGUACAUGUGCACGGCUAGGGAAUGGACGAGGCAGCCUGGAGGCGGGAAAGGCUGGCAGAAGAUUCUGGAAAAGAGUGAAGACAUGGGAAGUGUUACAGUCACACCCAUAGCCCAGUCUCUGACGGUCACUGUGCAGAAGAACGUGACCCUCAGCGUGGAGGACACGCUGAACCUGACCUGCUCGGUGUCUGCUGGAAACCUCACCUUUCUGGGCCUGGAGGUGACGUGGCUCUUCGGUGCCGCUGACGCACCGGGCAUUCUGCGGGAGCUGCUCCGCGUGGGCCUUGAUGGGCAAGUCCUGGGGGGCUCAGAGCUUGCGGGCAUGCGCAGGGUCGGGCCGGGCACGUUCAGGCUCCUCCUACCCAGUGUGCAGCGCUCCGACUCGGGCCUGUACGCGUGCCAGGUCAAAGCGUGGCUACGCCAGGGCUUCAGGGGUUGGUACCAGGCUGCAGAGAAGACAUCCUUCCCUGUCCACGUGCUGGUAACACGACUAGAACCAGACUUCAAAGUCAACCUGACAGCUCCUGUGAGCCCCAGGUUCACUGGCGACCCAACCGAGCUUCUCUGCAACGUGACCGACAUCCGGAACGUGCCGGACGGCCGUCUGAGCGUGACGUGGACGUACGGCGAGCGCAGGCCGGAAGGCGUGGUCUCCGGCCCUAUGACCGUCGCCACGGUGGAUGAGCUUGGCGUGCUGCUUCCGGGAGACAGCUACCGACAGAGGCUGGAGACGGGCGCCGUCACGGCGGGGCGCAGCGGUCCUGCCACCUUCCGUCUGUUCGUCCUGCGCUCUCGGGAUCAGGACAUGGGCCGUUACUCCUGCAAGGUCGCGGCGUGGACCCGCAGCCUCCGGGGAGGCUGGGACAAGUCCCCGGAACGCCAGUCACUUCCCGUCACGGUAGAGUGGACAGCCCAGACUCCGCUUCUCAAUGUAGUCGCUCAUCGGGUGCGCGAGGCUGCUACCGGCGGGUCCACGUUCGAGAUGAGCUGCCGCGUGACGGGUCAGAACAUCCAGAACCCUGGCUACUCCGUGCUGAUCCGCUUCGUGGAGAGGCAGGGCUCAAACCCCCGCAAGGUGGUGUCCCUGAGCGCGGACUCUGUCCUGCAGCUGGAGGAGGGGAUGGCCGCCAGUCGCACAGACAGCGUGGCGCUGGAGAAGACCGGACAGCUGGAGUACCGCUUCCGUCUGUAUGGGGCCCAGGUCUCCGACAGGGGCUUCUACUACUGCGAUGUGACGGCCUGGACCAGGGACCAGAGCGAAGACUGGAGCAGGGCAGUCAGCGCAGAGUCCAACAAAAUAGAGAUCACCUUCACAGAUGCAGGUCCAGUAUUCAAUGUUUCUAUCCGCUCAGACAGGGACAGCGUCUCUCCUGGGGACACAGCCCAAAUUGAAUGCACCAUGGCCAUACUGGGAGCCACACCCAACACAGGUGACGUGGCGUACGACGUGCGCUGGUUCCAGACGCCGCUGCUGGCUAUGGACAACGGCGGUGCUGUGCCCCUGAUCAGCAUGGACCGCUGGGGCGUGGUGAGGAGGGGCAGUGCUAACGAGAGCGCCGAGUUCAGCCUAGAGCGCACAGACCGCCACGCCUUCGUGCUGAGGCUGCACCGUGCUCACGACCGCCACAUGGGCGAGUAUCACUGCACCGCCCGGCUCUGGUACAUCUCGGCCAGCGGACUGUGGCGUGAGGGCCGCGAGCUCACCUCCGCGCCCGUCUCCCUCGCCGUCAGCUUGGCAUUUUGGGAUUCGGUGCAGAUUCCCGUGCUGUGCGGUCUGGCCGCCGCGUUGGCUGCUGGCCUCCUUUCGGUCGUGGUGGGGCUGAUCUCUGCUCACUGGUGCCUCUCACGCAGCCCCAUGCACGCCCCUCGCAACAAGCUCAUAGACCUGGAGAUGGACUGAGCCACUAGAGGGCGCCAAACCCAGCUCACUUCCCUCCAGAUAACGUGACGUUGUUUUUGCCUUGUUCCCCUUCAAGCUAGCUUGGAUACUAAUUUCCUAACAACUGUUCACACGUGAGCCACGCGUGUGCCAUGUGCACGUGCACCACUUCCGAGAAGAAAGAGACUCCAGUAGACUGUGCGUGUGCGACCGGGGCCGUUGGGGUCAGGGAGGGAGACGACGACGACUUUCAACAACUCUCAGGAACAAACCGGAGCCCCGCCACCUCGGUGACGGCUGUUCCGUGUGCCGAGUGAUGUCCUGAAGGGCUCCGACAGGAAUGGUUCUGUGUCCCAGGUGAGGACGACCAAGGCACUGGGAUCAAUUUUGGCAGAAACGUCUGCUAACACACUCCGUUCUGACGCAACACUAACACCCCCAUCACCCCACCACCUGACACCCUGCCGGGCCAUCAGGGUCACGUUCCAGACGCCAUGCAACAGCUCCAGAGAUCUGACCUUCCAAAGUCCGCCGUGGAUCAGACGCGUCGCUGACCGUGACGGCUGGACGCACUGGCCCUCGUGGCUCCGGGACCCUCUUGACGGGGCUCCGUUUGGCUAGAGCAGGAGUUGUCAUGGAGACUGGGAACAUGACGUACUAGAGCGAGGCACUGGGGGAAAGACCUGCCGUGCUCCUUGUGUGUGUCCACUGACCUUUUAAAUGCCCUUAUUUUCAAUACAUAAUGUUCACUCCCUCCACUCUGCAUUCCCUACGCACGCGCGCACACACACACACACGCACAGUUGCGUGUCACUUUUACAGUGCAUUGUUCAUCCUUCAAAGUGCAUGUGAAGUGUGCCCUCAGACCGCACUCGCGCACACAGACUUGUAGUAGGUUUGUUUUUCGUGCCACGUUGUAUUUCGUGCUCCUCGUUUCACUGUGCGGUCGGACUCGUCUGAGCCGCGCGUGACCCCUGCAGCGUGUGCCUUCGCUUGUCUGGACACGGUUCCUCGGGAACACACUGCCCUGGUCUCCUAACAGGAAGCGGACCCAGGAAUCCUGUCAGAUGCACGCACUCUCUUCACUCCUGCAGGGUGGGGCAUUUUUAAACUCCAUUUUAGAGUUUUAUUACUGUUUUUAAUCGUGUUUUGGGGAAUGUUUUGUAAAUAUAAGUAGAUCAUCUGAGUAAAAUGUUGUGGAGUUUCUCUUUUGCAAAGAACGUGUGUGUGUGUGUGUGUGUGUGUGUGUGUGUGUGUGUGUGUGUGUGUGUGUGUGUGUGUGUGUGUGUGAGAGAGAUUUUUUUUGUUUUUUUUUAAAUGAUUGAGAAUUUCUCACAACUCCUUAAAUAAUUGAGACAGGAACGUCUCCAAACCCUGAAUUGGCUAGCAAAUGUUUUCUAACUGCGAGUUCCCCGAACCGUGCGUCUUCACUCACAUCGGAUUUGCGGACUUCACCAUCUUUCCUCUUUCCGCUUCUUUAUCAGUCUUUUCCUUUGUUUCUUUAAUGCAUCCCUUUUUUGUCGUCCCUCUGAAGCGUCUCUGUGCAGCAUGGAAAGAGUCACACUGGAAUUUCAAAAUGAUAUACGAGAUUUAAUAAACAGCUCUAAAAUGUCA
Electrophorus electricus (electric eel) is the source of this 4834-nucleotide messenger RNA. RefSeq names its product prostaglandin F2 receptor inhibitor a (gene ptgfrna). The record is from RefSeq and is a predicted model, not a curated record. Lineage: Eukaryota; Metazoa; Chordata; Actinopteri; Gymnotiformes; Gymnotidae. Gene Ontology annotation, cellular component: membrane.